GAGUCAUGCAUUGUACCUCAUAAUAAUGAUACCAGCAGUCUGGGCUGUCUACUUUGAACCGACACGCUUUACGCGGUUUGCUGUGCGAUGCUUCACGUAUGUCACUCAGUGUCUUUAUUCUCAUCUUGAGCUUUCAGCGAUAUAACGGCAGAGCAGAGGAGCGGAGCCAGCUGUCUGGGGCUGCGGGAUCUGUCCUACAUCUCGCCUUAUGAUGAUCGCUGCGGCGUUUUUGGUCCUGUUAAGGCCGUACAGUAUUCAAUGUGUGCUGCUAUUAUUGCUGCUUUUGCUCGGGACUAUUGCGACAAUUUUGUUUUUCUGCUGCUGGCAUCGGAGGCUUCGUAAUGGAAAACAUCCAAUAAAAUCUGUGCUCUCCGGACGCUCCAAGAGCCGCGUUGGCCUCCGAACGCACCAUUUUCGAUCAGAGGGGUUCAGGCACAGUCCACGUCACGCCAGAAGGAGCAUACAUGCUCGAGUGACAGAGGAAAAACCCAAUCUGGUCGAGGUUCCUGAGAGUGAACCUGAUUCAUCAUCCACUCUAAGAAAACGCAAAGUGAAGAAGAGAGUCCUACCAGAAUUUUACCAGUCUGUUCAAGUCACCCCCACACGCAAGCCUAGCUCCAGUUCGGGAAACCCUUCCCUGCACUGCUCCAUGUCUUCCUCGGCGGAUUUCUCAGACGAGGAUGAUUACAGUGUUAAAUCCGGGUCGGCAUCACCGGCUCCCGGCGACACUUUACCCUGGAACCUGCCCAGACACGAGCGAUCAAAGAGGAAAAUCCAGGGAGGAUCCGUGUUGGAUCCGGCGGAGAGAGCCGUGCUCAGGAUCGCAGAUGAAAGAGACAGAGUGCAGAAGAAGACAUUUACAAAAUGGAUAAACCAGCAUCUGCUGAAGGUACGGAAGCAUAUAAAUGACCUUUAUGAAGACUUACGAGAUGGACAUAACCUGAUCUCACUACUGGAGGUUUUGUCUGGAGACACAUUGCCAAGGGAGCGUGAUUUUCUGAAGACAUUGCGGUUGGUGAGUGGGACAGAAGCAUGUGCAGUUGAGCAGCAUGGAGACACGGUGGAUGAUGAUAAGGGGCCUCGGGAGAGAGGGAGGAUGCGCUUCCACAGACUCCAGAAUGUACAAAUAGCGCUGGAUUAUUUGAAGAGGCGGCAGGUCAAACUUGUAAAUAUCAGGAAUGACGACAUCACAGACGGUAACCCAAAACUGACCCUGGGAUUGAUCUGGACCAUAAUUCUGCACUUUCAGAUCUCGGAGAUCCACGUGACAGGGGAGUCCGAGGACAUGACGGCCAAGGAGAGGCUGCUGCUCUGGUCCAAACAGAUAACAGAUGGCUAUGUAGGUGUACGAUGUGAAAACUUCACAACCUCCUGGAGGGAUGGGAGGCUAUUUAAUGCCAUCAUUCAUAAAUACAGGCCAGAUCUGGUUGACAUGAGCCGUGUGUCGGCACAGACCAACCGCUCAAAUUUAGAGCAAGCUUUUUGUGUAGCUGAACAGUUGGGGGUGGCCAGACUGCUGGACCCCGAGGAUGUGGAUGUUCAGUCUCCUGACGAAAAAUCAGUCAUAACAUAUGUCUCAACACUGUAUGAUGCCUUCCCUAAAGUACCUGAUGGUGUCGAUGGAAUCAGUCCUAAUGAUGUGGAUAUCAAAUGGGUGGAGUACCAGAACAUGAUCAAAUACCUCAGCCAGUGGAUCAAACACAAUGUGGCCAUAAUGUCAGAUAGAUCAUUCCCCAACAACCCUGUGGAACUCAAGGCACUUUAUACACAAUAUCUGCAGUUUAAAGAACAUGAAAUCCCGCUGAAAGAGAACGAGAAGACAAAAAUCAAAAAUCUCUACAAAAUGCUUGAGAUGUGGAUCGAGUUUGGACGUAUUCAGUUACCCCAGGGCCAUCACCCCAACGACGUGGAGAAGGAAUGGGGUAAAUUAAUUGUUGCGAUGCUUGAAAGAGAGAAGAGCCUGAGGCCUGAGGUGGAAAGGCUUGAGAUGUUACAGCAGAUUGCCAACAGGGUUCAGAGGGACUGUGUUAACGGAGAGGACAAGCUGGCAUUGGCACGAACUGCCCUACAGUCUGAUGCAAAACGUCUUGAGUCUGGAAUUCAGUUCCUACAUGAAGCUGAGAUUGCUGGCUACUUGUUAGAGUGUGAGAAUAUCCUCAGACAACAAGUGGUGGACAUCCAAAUUCUCCUGGAUGGGAAAUUCCCCUUUGCAGAUCAACUAGUUCAAAGGGUAUCAAAACUGCGGGAUGACCUUCUAACCCUCAGAGCUGAGUGUUCCUCUGUGUACAGCAAAGGCCGAACCCUGACAACAGAACAAACCAAAAUGAUGAUCUCAGGCAUCACACAAAGCCUGAACUCUGGCUUCUCCCAGAACAUCAGCACAAACCUGACACCAGCCCUCACUCCUGCACUCACCCCAGGGGGGUUAGGUACCCCUGGAUCCACAUUCACCUCUAGCCUUACACCGUGCCUCACCCCGUCCUUGACCCCUGCCUUGACGCCCGGCAUGCAGCCCACCUCAGUCCAGAGCUACAUGGGGAGUGGUGGCGGCAUGGACCCAGGCAGCCUCAGGCAUUUGAAACACAUGCAGAUCCGCAAGCCCUUACUGAAAUCCUCCCUGGCAGACCCCAACAUGACAGAAGAGGAGGUCAACAUGAAAUAUGUUCAGGACCUCUUGAACUGGGUGGAGGAGAUGCAGAUGCAGUUGGACCGUUCAGAGUGGGGAUCAGAUUUGCCAAGUGUGGAAAUGCAUUUAGAGAAUCACAAAAGUGUACACAGAGCCAUUGAAGAAUUUCAAAUGAGUCUUAAAGAUGCCAAACUGAGUGAAAUUCAGAUGACCAUUCCCCUAAAACUAACUUAUUCAGACAAACUGAACAAACUGGAAAAGCAGUAUGAAAGGCUAUUGAGCUGUUCAAGAGAACGACAAAGCCACCUGGAAAGCCUGAAUGACUUUGUGUCACAGGCGACUCAGGAGCUCAUCUGGCUGAACGAGAAGGAGGAAGAGGAGGUUGCAUUUGACUGGAGUGAUCGCAACAGCAACAUCUCCAAGAAAAGAGACUACCACGCGGACCUGAUGAGGGAGCUGGAUGAAAAGGAGGAAGCGAUCAAGUCCGUGCAGGACAAGGCAGAACGCCUUAUGCUCAAGAACCACCCAGCCAAGCUAACUAUUGAGGCAUACAGAGCUGCCAUGCAGACACAGUGGAGCUGGAUUUUACAGCUCUGCUCAUGUGUAGAACAGCAUCUCAAGGAGAAUGCUGUUUAUUUUGAGUUUUUCAGUGAUGCCAAAGCAUCCAUAGACUACCUUAAGAGCCUGCAAGAUGCCAUUCAGAGGAAAUACAGCUGUGAUCGAACAAGCAGCCUACACAGACUGGAGGACCUCAUUCAGGAGUCCAUGGAUGAGAAAGAGCAGCUCCUUCAGUACCGCAGCACUGUAGCUGGUUUAGUGGGCAGAGCCAAAAACAUUGUGCAGCUCAGACCCAGGAAUCCUGAAAGCCCUGUGAGAUCUUCUAUCCCUGUAAAAGCCAUCUGUGAUUAUCGUCAAAUAGAGAUUACUAUUUAUAAGGACGACGAGUGUGUACUGGCCAAUAACUCUCACCGGGCCAAGUGGAAAGUCAUCAACCCAGGAGGGAAUGAAGCCAUGGUGCCCUCUGUUUGUUUCACUGUGCCUCCACCCAACAAAGAGGCUGUUGAUAUGGCAGCAAGAACUGAACAAUUAUACCAGAAUGUCCUGGCACUGUGGCACCACUCCCACAUCAACAUGAAGAGUGUGGUGUCGUGGCAUUACCUAAUGGCUGAUAUACGAGCCAUCCGCAACUGGAAUGUGGCCUCAAUAAAGACCAUGUUGCCAGGUGAGCAUCAGCAGGUCUUGAGCAACCUGCAGUCCCACUUCGACGAGUUCCUGGAAGACAGUGAGGAGUCUGAGAUAUUCACAGUGGCAGACUGCGCCCAGUUAGAGAGAGACGUUGCGGCCUGCAAGGAAUACUACCAGGAACUGCUCAGAUCCGCAGAGAGAGAGGAACAUGAGGAGUCGGUGUACAAUAAUUACAUCUCUGAAAUACGCAACUUCCGCAUGCAUCUGGAGGCCCAUGAAGAACACCUGAUCAGGCAAAUCCGCACGCCACUGGAGAGGGACGACCUGGAGCAGAGCCUCCAGCGCAUCACAGAGCAUGAGAGGAAGACAGCAGAGCUGAAUAAAUUGAAGGAGGAUCUCGAUGUCAUGAAGGAGAAGUGUGAGCUGUUCCUCAGGCAGACUGCAGGCUCUCCAUCGGUAUCAACGCUUUCCUCUGAACUCACCGUCCUUGUUCAGAGCAUGAGCCAAGUGUACUCCAUGUCUUCCAUUUAUAUGGACAAACUGAAAACAGUGAGCUUAGUGGUGAAGCACAGCCAGAAUGCAGAGGCACUAGUUAAAGCCUAUGAAUCCAAACUAUAUGAGGAAGAUGCCAUGAACUCUGAUGUCAAGUCCAUUGAGACUGUUAUUUCAACACUUAAGCAAUGGCGGACAGAGAUUGAUGAGAGGCAGGAGGUGUUCCAUGACAUGGAGGAUGAGCUGCAGAAAGCACGAGUCAUCAGUGACCGUAUGUUUAAGGCCCACAACGAGCGUGACUUUGACCUAGACUGGCACAAGGAGAAAGCUGAUCAGCUUAGUGAAAGAUGGCAAAACAUUCAUGCCCAAAUUGAUAGCAGGCUUCGGGACCUGGAUGGCAUCAACAAAUCUCUGAAACACUACAGAGAGUCUUAUAGCAGUCUUGAUGAAUGGGUUACAGAAAUGGAAGCAGCACAGCUAAAAGCUCAAGAAAACAAACCUGAAGAUAGCAAGGCAUUGGCUGAGCUGCUGAAUAAACAGAAGGUCCUUGUUGCUGAAAUUGAGCAAAUACAGAGCAGAAUUGAUGAGUGUCAGAAGUACUCAGAGCAGUACUCAUCAGCCAUUAAGGAUUAUGAACUUCAGCUGAUGACCUUCAGAGCGAUGGUUGACUCCCAACACAAAUCACCUCUCAAGAAACGGAGGAUGCAGAGCUCUUCUGACUCCAUUCAGCAGGAGUUCAUGGAUCUCCGAACCCGCUACACUGCUCUUGUGACUCUCAUGACGCAGUAUGUGAAGUUUGCCAGUGAAACACUAAAGAGAACUGAAGACGAGGAGAGAUCUGUUGAUGAGGAGAAGAGAGAGCACGGUGAUAAAGUUAGCAAACUAUUGCACUGGAUGUCCAAUGUGAAACAGACCCUAAGCAAUGAUGGGAAUGCUCUGAAAGAUAGCAAUGCCAACACAGACGCCUCUAAUAAACCCCAGGUGUCAGUUGAGGAAAUGGUCACUAAGAAGGAACAAAUUGCAGAAGCACUGAGGGCCACACAAACAAUGCUGAACAAACACAUUGACAAAAUGACAGAAGAGGAAAGAGAGACAGCCCAGGAGCAGCUGAAAGCACUCAAUCAGGCAUACAAUGAACUCAGCCAACAGUGUUCAGAUCAGACAACCUCCGCAGAAGAGGAUUUUAAAUCGAGUGAUGGGAUUGGUGGGCUCAGGACUGGAACCACGAGUUGCCUGACUGAUCAGAUGACUUGGAUCACUCUCCUAGAGGUUCAGCCCACGACCUCCGAUGCUCUCAAACAAGAUUUUGUUCACAAAUCCACACUGGACUACUUGCCGGGGCUGAAUGAUGCAAAUAAGUGCAUACAGAGUUCUAAUGUCUCUUCAGUGUCCCUCUCUGACAUAGCAGCAGCUAGGGAAGGCCCCACGUGUGAAGAUCUGGUCAUCAAAACGAUAGAGGUCAAACAAGUCAGUGACGGAGUAAAGGUGGGUUACACAGGGGACACACUAACACUAGAGAGAGCAUUUCAGUGUGGUUUAAUACCUGCUUCUGUCUAUGUAAAGAUUCUACAGAGGCAAAAGACCUGUCAGGAUUUGAUAAAUCCUAGCAGUGCUGAAAAUGUAUCACUCUCAGAGCCUGAGAAGGAGUUUGGACCUUGUGAGGUCAAUAGACUGAUAUUGAAGAGCCUCAGCGGAAAUAAAUCACUGACACCAGGGAGGAAUAUUAACGCCCUGAGGUCUGUUUGUGAUGGUUUUAGUGAUCCGGAAACCAUGUCAAGAUUAGGUUCUCAGGUUGAUGUAGGAGACCCCACAGAGGGUAAAAAUGUUACUUCUGAGGCGUCAGAGGAUGUUGGGACCCUCCAAAAUAGUAACAGGCUAAAGGUGGAUGCAGCCAUUCAGUGUGAUCUGACGAGGUCUAGCAGCACACUCGUGGUGCUUGGAAAUCAGCAGCAGUUUAUGGGACUUGUGUUGCCUCACUCUGGGGAAACUCAGACCGUGUCCAUGUCAGUCCAGCAUCAUCAAGAAAUCACCACCAAUGAGUUCACCAGCGGACUGCUCAGUAAUCGGCAAAAAAUAGCAGCUUUUUACAUUCCAGAAAGUUCAGAGAUAGUAGACAUCACCUCUGCCACUCAGAAAGGUUUGAUUGACAAUUACACAGCAGGGAUUUUAAAAUCUAUAGAAAUCCCUGAUGUGUUUCCUGAUGUUGAUCAUCUUAAUGAAAAGUUCUCAUCUUGGCUCAUGUACAAAAAACUCACAGUUGAUGGAUGCUAUCAUGCUGCAGAUUGCAUAAAAGUUGACAACAUCCCCUCUCCCACAGAGGCAAGGCAGUUAUUCAUCUCCUACCUAAUGAUGAACAGUUACAUUGAUCCAGAGUCAGGACAGAGGGUCCUAAUACUCGACAGACAGCUGAGUAAAACAAUUAAAAUGUUCCUUGAGGAUUUGACAUUUUUUGAAAACACUGAGAAAAAUAGAAGUUCUCGAAGAAGAAGUUCGGAAAAGUUAGAUUUAGAUCUACCACUGCACAUUAAUGAGGAAACAGAAGAGUUAAUGAAGAACACAGAACACACAUUUGGCCCUCAUGAUUUUGUUUUGGCUGGCAAUGGACAAAUGACUUUUGAUGAAAACACACAACACACACUUGAACCUCCUGAUUUUGUUUCCUUGGCCGAUGGACACAUUACAUUUGAAGAGAACACACAACAUACACUUGAUCCUCAUGAUUUUGUUUCCUCUGACAAUGGACAAUGGACAAUGGCAUAUUUGCAUGACAAGGCUCUAAGACAAGAUCCUUUCAAGGAAUUAUCUGAUACCAUAGAGCCUGGUGUAGCAGAGAAAAUGAUGUUUCAAAGCAAUGCAAAUUGGACAAAUUCGGGUGAAUUUGCAGAGGAAAUACAUAGAAAUAGUUUACAAGUUGAUGUUGGAGGUGCUGUUAAUGAAGGUCUUGAUAUUUCAACUUCUCUAGAGAUGUCAGUCUCUCCCGCAUUGAGCUCUGUGAAAAGCACAAAUGUCAGCUCCCCAUCUGGGAUGUGCAUCCCUGAGACAUCAGUGAAAUCUAGCUAUCAGACAGUAUCACACUGUAAUGCUGAGUCACUGUGCAGUGAAUCAAGAGGUAUCGAUAUUAACCCAGCUGGGUUUUUAUGCUCUGAGGACUUGUUUGAGGGUGAAAAUGAGCGAGACUAUGCUGUUCAUCUUUUGAAAGUGCAAAUGGAUGAAGGGAGCAUUUUAGAUGUCACCUCAGGGCAACAUUAUGAUGUGGAGGCAGCUCUCAGUAAGGGCCUAGUUGAUGAGAUGACAGUCCUGAAAAUGCUUGACUUACAGUCAGAUGAAAAGGGGAGUGUUGUAGGAGAUGAGGAGGGCACAUUGUCUGUUCUAAAACAGGCACUGUCAGAUGGAUCCAUGUCCUCAAAUACUGCUCUUCCUACAGUGGAAAAGCAGAGCCUUUUAAGACACGAUUGCUCCACCAGCAUCACUGAGUCUUUGCAGUCUAGAUUAGAUACAGAUGCUGUUGAGAACCUUAACUUAGAUCCCAAAGCUGUCAUCUACCCAGACAAAAACUACAGCCAGUCCAUCUCGGCUGAUCAGAAACCGGAUAUAAUUAACAUGAAUGAAGCUGAAAACACUCAACAGCCGUCUGAAAGGGUGGUUGCUGUCAAGGUGUUUGUACUCACAGAUGAGGAGGGUGAUAAAGAAAACGAAAAUGAGUUAGAUUAUGUGACACCAGGAAAUGUAGAAGAGCUGAGUAAAUGUCUACAUAAUUCUCCUCCCUCAGUUAGCGGUCACGAGCCUCAGAUGAUCUCACCCUCCUCAUGGAGUCAAGUUACUACAGAGUGUAGUCAUCACACAGACGAACUGCCUUUACUGACUGAAGACACUGACUCACACGUCUUAAUCAAUAGCCAGCUGACAGAUAGAGCUGGUGUAUCCAGUGUUGUGAUAGAAGACACUGCUCCAACUUCCCAGUCACAUCUAUCCAGUCUGAGUGAGAGAACGUCCAACUGCAACACUGAUCCAGAAAGCCAGAUGUAUCACUCUUUUAAAUCUGUUAGUUCGUCCACUCGUAAUGAUUCUUUCAUCACUGGAUACAAUGCCCAAUUGGAUAAUCAGACAGCUAGUGAGGGUGACCUAGACGUGUCCUCAUCACAUCACAAUGUGUUGUCUGAGGAAAGUAGAAUGGAUAAUGACAGACAUGCUGUUCAGUCACCUUUGGACGAUGAGCCAACUCCAAGUAUAGAUUACUCAUCAUCUAGGGAUUCAGUUGAAAGUGCAAUUAUCUCAGUUUCCAGGGGUGAUUGUAACUACGACAAAAACAUUACAGAAGAUGGCAGCAGAAUCACAUUACCUCAGCAAGCAGUGCUUCAUUCAGAAAGUGAUUUUAGUGUUGAAUCUGAGCCCAGAUGCUCUCAAAAUGGUCAGAUAUCUCCACAACAAUUGCCUGCUGUUUCCAGUGAAAUCACUGCUUCAAAUACUAUCAAUCAUAAGAGCUGCAAUGUAGAAAAUUCAGAGCACUACACUCCAACAACCACUAGAGUUUCUCUUGAAACAGUACUAACUAAUAAAGAUGUGUUAGACUCAAAACACAGUGGUACAGAUGAUGCUGAGUUACACUCAGAGAGCGUUUCCCCAGAGAGGCAACAUGAGGACAUUUUCUGUCAUUCUGAGCAGAUCUCUGUGUCAGGAAAUGAUAAAGAAAAUGCACAUAUUGAUGGAACUGUCUAUUGUUCAAAUCCACCUUCUGCAUCAUCAGACAUCAACUCAGGACAGUCUGAAACUAGAAUGAGUGCAGGGUUAGAAUCUGAUAUUCUGCCAGACAGAAAUAGAUCAGAUGUGUAUGCUUGUGAAAACCCACAAGUAGUUACUGAUUUCCUGUCAGACUGCAACAUUACAUCCGAUGUUGCCUCUUCAGCUCCAUCAGUGUUUUCUAAUGCUGUAAGGACACAUAAUGAUGACCAGGAAGAAAUGAUUACAAAGGGAGCUAAUGUUAGUGAUUUGCCAAAGUCACAAACUCAGGACAUUGAAAGCACGAUCGCAGUUGUUCAGAAUACUCCUCCACCUUUAGAUGAAGGUGAUAUUCAUGAUAGAGACAGACAUCGUGGACUUAUAGAGAGCAGUCACCCAGAUCUUCUCAUGGAUUUGCUGAAGCAAAACGCCCUCUGUUUGAACAACAAAGAACAAGGAAACGCAGAAUUGAUACUGCAGGAAGAGGAAGUUCACCAGAAGACAGAACAGGCGGACUCACCAAACAUCCAGUUGCAGCUCCUACAGGUUCUUAAGACUGUAUCCUCAAGCCAAGACCUUUCAAUGCUUCAGGAGGUGAUGGACACUCUCAACAGCGCUCUGGGGGGUGACUCCCAGGAGGACCGGCGGCACACACUGGAGAGCAUCAAGGAGGAGAGCUCAGAGGGAGAGGAUGAGGAGUCAGCCGAAGGUGAUUUGGGUCACAGACCGUCUCCUCAGUCAUCUGCCAACUCAGACGCCUGCAAAGUUGAGGAGGUCAAAAAUAAGCUGUUCUCCAUCCAGGAUUAUUUGGAGUGUGUUGGGAGACUGCAGGAUCAUGCUGAUGUUUUAUAUGAUGUCAGAAAAGACCUUUUAAUGCAGGCACCCAUGGGCAACAGCAUGGAAGAAUUGCAGAUCCAAAUAGAAGAAUGUCAGUCUCUGGAGUCCCAACUUUCUAGACUGGCUGGUGCUCUGACAGUAGAUAUGGAGAAAGCCAAACGACUUUUAAGUUCCGCUGAUGACGACAUUCCCAUACAAAUCCGCCAAGAUUUGGCCUCGACGUAUCUGGAAUUACAGCCAGAUUUUAUUGCUGUUUCCCAACUGUGUGCAGAAAAGAGUCACUCACUAAAUCAGGCAAUGGAAACAGGAAAGGUACAUUUGGAAUCCGCGUACCAGAAACAUCUUAGUGAUCUUAACGAAUUAGUGGGCCUCAUUCAAAGUGACCCUGAGAUGCAGGGCGUGGAUUUGAACACAUGUGAUGUGGACACACUGAAACAUUUGAUUCAGCAGAACAAGGACACAGAGAGCAAUGUGCUAAAGGAAGCCAAGCUCAAGUUGGAGGACGUUACAUUUGAUGUCCAGUGCUUUAUUUCUGAGCACGCUCAGUUCCUGAGUCCAGCUCAGAGCAGCUACCUCCUCAAGUUCCUCAGCAGUACUCAGAGAGCUUUCAGGGACCAGACAGAGAGACUUGUUACACAGAGGAGCACCUUAGAUGUCUUGCUGGGCACCAGAGAGAGGGAAAACCAGGAGAAGUCUUUACUGGAGAGACACAAGGAGUUCACAGAAAAACUGGAGGAAGUGUGUGAUAAUCUCACCUUGACAGAGAACCGCCUGAUUGGUCAUCAGCAACAGGCCGACAAUGCUGAGUGUGUCACAGAUCUGCAGCAGUACCAGCAAGAACAUCAGGCUCUGCAAAAAGACGUAUUGACAAAUGCCAGUGCCUUGAAUGAGGUCAUCACCAGUACUAAAAAGUUUCUGGAGGAAAACCGAAACAAGUUGACGCCAGAUCAAAUCACCGUCAUUGAGAGAAAGUUGGAAGAGGCUAAAAGCAAAGCCAAGCUCAUCAACCAGCGGGCUGAGGAGUCUAGGAAAGAUUUGGAGAAGGUUGUUACCACAGCCAUAAAACAGGAGAGUGAAAAGGCAGCAGCUGUUGAGCAGCUUGAAGAAAGUAAGAACAAAAUCGAAGGCCUUCUAGACUGGAUAGCCAACAUAGGCAAUGAAAAUGAAAAUGAGAGCGGCCUGGAUCAAACUGACCAUACAAGUCAAGAAAAUGGAAACCUGCCAGAGGAAACCUCAGCCAAGGGACUGAUAGGAGAGGAUGACGAUGCUAAUGGAAACGCUCUGCAGACUAUGGAGAAUGAUUUUGGCAGAGAGACCAGCGGCAAGAACAAUGCCUCCCUUGACCUCGAUAAGCAGUAUGACAGGGUCAAGGCUCGUCAUCAAGAGAUUCUGUCCCAGCAGCAGGAUCUGAUCAUGGCCACCCAGUCAGCUCAGGCUCUGCUGGACAAACAAGCCAACGUGCUGUCCCCAGAGGAGAAGGAGAAACUCCAGAAGAACAUCAAGGAACUGAAGGGGCGCUACGAGGCCUCGCUGACGCAGGCUGAACAGCAGAUGAAGCAGGUCCAGUGUGUCCAGGAGGAGCUGAAGAAGUUCCAGGACGACUGCGGGGAGUUUCAGGGCUGGUUAGACCAGGCGGAGAAAGAGAUGGAGGUUCUGGGCACUCCUGCAAGCUUCCUCAAUAUCCUCAGUGACAAACUCCAGCGACAGAAGAGCUUCUCAGAGGAUGUGAUUUCUCACAAAGGGGACCUUCGCUUCAUCACUAUGUCAGGUCAGAAAGUGCUGGACGUGGCUAAAGCCUGUGGGCUGGGUGACCCUGCUGCUAAGAAUGCUCUGCUGGACGUGGACACUUCUGGAACCUGUUCUGCUGUCAAGGACAAACUGGACUCGGCAGCAAGUCGAUACAAAGCGCUACAUUCACAGUGCAAUCAACUUGGCAACAACCUCAAAGAUGUGGUUGACAAAUACAAGAAGUAUGACGAUUCCAGCUCUGGUCUUUUGAAGUGGCUCAACAGUUCAGAGGAGGAGGCGAGAAAGCAGCAAUCGGAGUCCAUAGCAGCUGAUCCACAAACAUUACAGAAACAGCUGGAAGACACUAAGGUCUUACAAGGUCAGAUGACAGGACAUCAGACAGCUAUCGACACACUACGCAAAACAGCUGAGUCUUUGAUAUCAUCUGACGGAGACCUGCUGAGCAACCCAGAUGAGAUCCAGGAGACAGUAGAUGACAUAGUGGAGCGCUAUGACAACCUGUCAAAGUCUGUAAGUGAUCGAAAUGAGAAGCUGCAGAUCACUCUGACUCGAUCCAUGAGUGUCCAGGAUGGUCUGGAUGAGAUGAUGGGAUGGAUGGAGGGAGUAGAGGCCAGCGUGAAUGAGAAAGGACAAAUUCCCCUGGACUCUGCAUCUAUUGGAGAUAUUCUCAGCAAAGAAGCAGCAUUAGAGCAAGACAUAGCAAGUCGCCAGAGCAGCAUCUCAGCCAUGAAGGCCAAGGUGAAGAAGUUUGUGGAGACAGCAGAUCCCUCUGCUGCUGCGCUCCUGCAGACUAAGAUGGAUGCUCUCUCUCAGCGCUUCUCUGAUGCUUGUGACAAACACAAGCAAAAGGUUUCCCAACUGGAGCAGCUGAAAGACAAGGUAGAAGAGUUUGAGACGGUCGCAGAUAAAAUUCAGCAGUUUGUUGUAAAGCGCACACAAGAGCUACAUGAGACAGACGGGCCAGGGAAAACAUUUGAUGAACUGUCUCAGCUGAUGGAGGGUACUAAAGCUGAGAUGGCUGAACAUGCCAGUGAUCUGGAGACACUGCAGACUCUUUCCAAAGAGAUGUCUGAAAUAUCCCCCGAUGGAAACAAAGCCCAGAUCCAGGGCAAGAUGGACAAUCUGUUGAAUAUUUUUACCACCUUUAAAGACACUGUCAAAGAGAAAGAAGAAGAGGUAUCAUCCUGUCAGGACCAGCUGGGAGAGUUCAGAUCUGCAGCCACCGCACUCACUAAGUGGCUGGAGGAGACCAAUGAGAAAGUACCUGCAGUUCAGCCAAGCAGCAGUGAGAAAAGUCUGGAGAGGGACCUGCAGAUAGUCACGGGAUUAUUAGAUGAAUGGACAUCCAAAGGCCCUGCUGUCGAGGAUCUGAACAGUAAAGGAUCAGCUCUGUGUAGCCUCAUUACUUUUCUCACAUCCCCUGCCAAAACAAAGACUCCUAACAAGUCAGCUCUUACUAAUGGUGGUGGUCCAGCGAGCCAUUCCUACCUAACUAAUAAAGAGCUGAUGGUAAUUCAGCAGAACAUGUCAUUCGUCAAUGAGGGAUACGCGAGCCUCGGGGAAACACUAAAGAGUCGAGCCACUGGGCUGAGUAGCUUGGUGCAGGAGGUGAAAGAGGCUCAAAAGGAGACAGAGGACAUGAUGACAUGGCUGAAGGACAUGAAGAAGACUGCAGCAUCGUGGAACAAUGCAGCAACAGAGAAAGAUUCAGUCAAAACACAGCUUGAGCAGCAGAAGGCAUUUGAAGAUGACAUGAAGCAAAAGCAGGAGCAGCUCCAGAAGCUCAGAGAGAAGCUCCUCAAUUUGAUUGAGAUGAAUCCAAACUCCCCUGAGGCAGCAAAAUGGAAGCAGAUGCUGGCAAAAAUAGAUGCUGCUUGGGCAGAUAUCAGCGGCUCUGUAGAGGAGAGGAAGCAGCACCUGGAGCUGUCCAACAAGAAUCUGGACAUCUUCCAAACGACUGAGCUGCAACUUGGUCAGUGGCUUUCAGAGAAGGAGCUGAUGAUGAGUGUCCUCGGACCCCUUUCGAUAGACCCGAACAUGCUAAAAAUGCAGAAGCAGCAAGUUCAAAUCCUUCAAAAUGAAUUUAAGAGCCGUAAACCUCAAUAUGAGCAACUUGAGGAAGCUGCUUCAGCCAUCCUAAGCUCCUCAGACAACCAGGACCCCUCAAGCGGGAAGCUGGUGCGGGAGCAGCUUGCUGCUGUCACCCAGAAAUGGCAAGGCCUCACAGGGCAGCUGGACCAACGAGACAGCCUCAUCGACCAGGCUGUGGUGAAGACGGGGCAGUUCCAGGAGUUACUGAGGAGUCUCAGUCAGACUGCCACUCAGCUGGAGAAUCAGCUCACCAACCAUCAGGGCCACAGCACCCAGCCCGACGCUGUGAAGAAGCAGUUGGAGGACGUCCAGAACAUCUCAGGUCAGCUGAGGGAGGAGAGGAAGAAGCUGAAGGAGGCUGAGGCCAUCAACACAGAGCUCACAGCAAUGGUGACUGAGGACUAUCUGAAAGCAGACUUAGCCAGGCAGCUGGAGAGUGUCAGCAAGCCUUUCAAACAACUGGAAGAGAAAGCAGCAAAGCGGAUCGAACAGCUGAACUCAACCUUUGCCAGCUCUCAGCAGUUCCAUCAGACCUCCAAGGACUUCCAAUCAUGGCUUGGUGAGAAGCUUCAGGACCAGUCUAAGCCCCAGCCUAUCUCUGCCAAAGUGGACAUCCUGCAACAAACCCUGGAGGAGCACAGUAAACUCCAGAAGGCUCUCAGUGAGCACGAAGACGCUUAUAACACAAUCAUUGGGGAGGGGGAGAUGCUUCUGCAGAACACAGAUGGUGCAGAAAAGUUGGCACUACAAGGGCAGCUCACUACCCUCUCUACCAACUGGGAGGAGGUGAAGAAGAGCUCUGCAGAGCAGGCUGACAAACUCCAGACUGCUCUGCAGAGAUCUCUGAAGUAUCAGGAACAUGCAGAGAAGCUCAGCUCUUGGAUUCAGGAGUGUGAAGCUAGCGAGGGCAGAGUCAAACUCACUAUUGACCCUGUUGCUGUUGAGAGCUCCAUUUCUCAGGUUAAAGCUCUCCAGAAAGAUGUUGACAAGCACCGAGGGAUGGUGGAGCAGCUCAACACAGCUGCAGAUAGACUUCUUGAGGUGGCCAAUACAGACACUCAAGCUAUAAAAGAGGAGAAGGCUAGCAUUGGCAAAAGAGUGGACAAUGUAGUGGAGGGUCUGCAGAGCAAGAGGGAAUCCCUGGAGAAGAUCUCGCACACGGUUAAGGAGUUUAAUGAUACCUACAAAGAGGCAAAGGGUCAGCUUGAGGGAGCUAAGAAACAGGUGGAUGCCUAUGAAUCACAGGGCGUGCAAGGUCACAGUAAUAAGAACCUGACCAACAUGAAAGCCCAGCAUAAGAGUUUAGAGGGAGUGCAGAACCAUGUAGAGCAUAUGAAGAGCUUGGCCAAGGACCUUGUAGUAGAUGUCCCAGAUGCUGAUGGAGUGACAGACCUCUUACUGCAGGCUGACAGCAUAGAAAAAGACUACAGCUCCCUGAACAAGAAACUAGAGGAGACGUGCCAAGUCUUGGAGGGUAAACUGCAGGGUAUUGGACAGUUCCAAAAUAGCAUCCGUGAGAUGUUCACCCGUUUCACAGACCUGGAUGAUGAGCUGGACAGCAUGGCUCCGGUUGAUCUCGACUUGGCCACUCUUAAAAAACAGCAGGGCAGCAUCGAGAGCUUUGUGGCUAAGCUGCAAGAGCUGAUGGCUAACACAGCUAAUGCCGGAGACAGCUGUAAGAAGAUGCUAGAGACUGAAACCUCACCUGACCUGUUAGGCUUAAAGAGAGAUCUGGAUGCUCUGAGUAAGCAGUGUGGUAAACUGUUGGACAGAGCCAAAGGCCGAGAGGUGCAGGUGCAGAGUACUCUCACCAAGCUAGAGGAGCUGUACGGAAAGCUCCACCAAAUGGAAGACAAACUUUGCAGAGCCGUGGACAAGGAGGCAUCUCAGGAGGCGGUCGGCAUGGAGACAGAUGUCAUCAACCAACAGCUGGAGGCCUUUAAGGCUUUCCAGAAAGAGGACAUUGAUCCAUUGCAGACGCAGCUUCAAGACAUCAACUCCCUCGGCCAGGGUCUGAUCCAAAACGCUACCAAAGGCACCAGUACCAAGAAGCUUGAGGAUGACCUGGAGGGUGUCAACACAAAGUGGAAUACCCUCAAUAAAAAGAUUGCUGAACGUUCAGCCCAGCUGCACGAAGCCCUGUUGCAUUGUGGGAGGUUCCAGGAUGCUCUGGAGUCCCUGCUCAGCUGGUUGACUGAUACAGAGGAGCUCGUGACCAAUCAAAAACCUCCAUCUGCAGAGUUUAAAGUGGUCAAGGCACAGAUACAAGAGCAGAAACUCUUACAGAGACUGCUGGAUGACCGAAAGCCGACGGUGGAGCUGAUAAAAAAAGAGGGAGGGAAGGUCGCAGAACUGGCAGAGUCUGUGGAUAAGGAGAAGGUUGCAAAAGAGAUUGAAUGCCUGGGGCAGAGGUGGGAUGCUCUGCUCAAGAAGGCUGAAAACAGGCACAAGCAACUAGAGAGCAUCUUAGUGGUCACUCAGCAGUUCCACGAGACGCUGGAGCCCCUGAGCGAGUGGCUCGCCGCCACAGAGAAACACCUGGCCAACUCUGAACCAAUCGGCACUGAGACGUCUAAACUGGAAGAUCAGAUCUCUCAGCAUAAGGCCUUAGAGGAGGAGAUUAUGAAUCACAGUAAAGACCUGUUUCAGGCCGUCAGUCUGGGUCAGAUGCUCAAAACUGUGAGUUCAGUGGACGAUAAGGAGUUUGUUCAGUCCAAACUGGACGCCACCCAGGCCGGUUACAUUGAGCUCCAGGAGCGGUGCAGGAGGAAAGCCGAGAUGCUGCAGCAAGCUCUGGCAAAUGCCCAGCUGUUUGGAGAGGAUGAAGUGGCCCUCAUGAACUGGCUCAAUGAGGUGCACACGAGGCUGGGUGAGGUGUCUGUGGAGGACUACAAAAUCACUGUUCUUGAAAAGCAGCUGGCAGAACAACGGGCACUACAAAGUGAUAUUGAGUUGAGGAAGAAGAAUGUUGACCAAGCCAUCUCUAAUGGGAUGGAGCUACUAAAGCAAACAACAGGUGAUGAGGUGGUUGUUAUCCAAGGUAAACUGGAUGGUAUAAAAGCCAAAUAUGCUGAGAUCAACUCCCUGAGUGAUAACGUUUUGAAGACACUGGAGCGUGUUUUGAGUCUCUCAUCUAAGCUACAACAUACUCACGAGGACCUGAGCUCCUGGCUAGAGAAAGUAGAGGCUGAGAUCAGUGCUUUUGCUGAUCAGGAGCCAGUGGGUGAGCAGCUCAUUCAUGCACAAAGCAGGCAGAAGGCUUUGCUGAAGGAGACCAAAGACCAAAAACCUGUGAUGGACAAACUGAACGAGUUGAGCAGUUCUCUCCUGGAUCUGAUCCCCUGGCACACUCGUGAGGGUCUGGACAAGCUGGUGACAGAGAAUAAUGAGAGAUACAGAGCCGUCUGUGACACCAUCGCCCAACAGGUCGACCGGAUCAAUGCUGACAUACUCAAGUCACAGCAGUUCGAACAGGCUGUAGAUACUGAGCUCUCCUGGCUGACUGAAGCUGAGAAGAAGUUGCUGUCAAUGGACGAGAUCAGGCUGGAGCAAGACCAAAACACAACUCAGCUCCAGGCACAGAAGAUUUUCUCCAUGGACAUCAUGAGGCACAAAGAUGCUGUGGAUGAGAUUGUGAAAACAGGAAAGGCCAUCAUGAACAGCAAAAACCCAGAGGAGAAAGAAAUCUUGAAGGCUAAGACCCAGACUCUCUUGGAGAAGUACGGUAUUGUGAGUCAGCUGAACUCGGAGCGCUGUCUGCAGCUGGAGCGCGCCCACUCUCUGGCCAGUCAGUUCUGGGAGACCUAUGAAGAGAUGUGGCCGUGGCUUCAGGAGACCUUGACCACCUUCAGCCAGCUGCCCCCACCUGCCAUCGAGUAUGACACACUCAGGCAGCAGCAAGAGGAGCUCAGGCAAAUGAGAGAGCUGAUUGCUGAGCACAAGCCCCACAUUGACAAGAUGAAUAAGACCGGGCCUCAGUUACUUGAGCUCAGCCCAGUGGAGGGAGUGCCCAUCAGAGAGAAGUACACGGUUUCUGACCAACUUUACAGCAAACUGAAGGCCGAUGUCAAGCAGAGAGCUGCCACUCUGGAUGAGGCCAUCUCCAAAUCCACCCAGUUCCAUGAUAAAAUUGACCCCAUGCUUGAAUCCCUGGAACGGAUCGCUGAGCGUUUGCGACAGCCUCCGUCCAUCUCAGUGGAAGUGGACAAGAUCAAGGAGCAGAUCACUGAAAAUAAGUCAGUCUCUGUGGAUUUGGAGAAACUGCAGCCUUCAUAUGAAACACUGAGACAGCGAGGCGAGGAAAUGAUUGCCCGGUCUGAAGGGGCAGACAAGGACAUAUCUGCUAAAGCUGUACAAGACAAACUGGACCAGAUGGUGUUCCUGUGGAAUGACAUCCAGGCCUUGCUGGAGGAGCGGGAGGCAAAGCUGCUGGAUGUGAUGGACCUGGCAGACAAGUUCUGGUGUGACCACUGCGCUCUCAUCGUUACCAUCAAAGACAGCCAGGACCUGCUGAGGGAGCUGGAGGAGCCCGGAGUCGAUCCUUCAGUCGUCAAACAGCAGCAGGAGUUUGUGGAGGGAUUUAAGGAGGAGAUUGACGGGCUGCAGGAAGAGCUUGAUGUGGUUCAAAACCAGGGGGCAGAGCUUCUGACUGCCUGCGGAGAACCCGAUAAACCUGUGAUAAAGAAAAGUCUUGAUGAGGUGAAUUCAGCGUGGGAGAAUCUCAAUAAGACAUGGAAGGAGAGAGUAGAGAGACUGGAGGAAGCCAUGCAGGCUGCUGUGCAGUUUCAAGACGGCCUGCAGGGAAUGUUUGACUGGGUGGAUAUUCUGGAGAGCAAACUGGAUUCAAUGUCACCUGUUGGCACAGACCUGGAAACUGUAAAGCAGCAGAUUGUAGAACUCAAGGAGUUCAAAGGGGAGGCUUACCAGCUGCAGAUUGAGAUGGAGCGCCUGAACCACCAGGCAGGCCUCCUGCUGAAGAAGGUGACGGAGGAGGCCGAUCGCUGCGCCAUCCAGGAGCCGAUGUCUGAGCUCAAGAUGCUCUGGGACAACCUGGAUGAGAAGAUCAUCAGCCGACAGCACAAACUGGAGGGGGGCCUUCUGGCUCUGGGCCAGUUCCAGCACGCACUGGAUGAGCUUCUGGCCUGGAUGAGCCACACGGAGGAGCUGCUCAAUGAGCAGAGGAAGGCCGGAGGAGAUCCCAAAGCCAUCGAGAUAGAGCUCGCCAAGCACCAUGUUCUCCAGAUUGAUGUGUUGGCUCAUAAAUCAACAGUUGAGACAGUGAACAAAGCCGGUAAUGAUCUGGUAGAGUCCAGUGCUGGUGAGGAAGCCUCUGGUCUACAGACCAAACUGGAGAACCUGAACCAGCGGUGGAAAGCCAUCCAGGAGAAGACAGAGCAGAGGAAGCAACAACUGGAGAGUGCUCUGCUUCAGGCCCAAGGUUUCCAUGGUGAGAUAGAAGAUAUGCAGCAAUGGCUGAAAGACACAGAACGUCAGCUGUUGGCAUCAAAGGCUGUGGGAGGCUUACCAGACACGGCCCGGGAGCAGCUUAACGCCCAUCUGGAGUUGUGUUCUGCCUUGGAGGCGAAGGAGGAGCUGUAUCAGGAGCUGCUAAACAAGGGUCACCAGCUGCUCAUGAUGACGCCCGAGGGUCCCGACAGCAACACAGAGCAGGACCUUGCCAACCUGAAGGAGAAAUGGGAAGCCGUGCAGGGAAAGGUCGCUGAAAGAAAGGUGAAACUAGAAGAAGCCUUGACCCUGGCCACGGAUUUCCACAACUCUCUGCAGGACUUCAUCAACUGGCUGACCCAAGCGGAGCAGACGCUCAACAUGGUUUCCCCCGCCUCCCUCAUACUGGAGACCAUCAUGUUUCAGAUUGAUGAGCAUAAGAUGUUUGUGACAGAGGUGAACUCACACAGAGAGCACAUCAUUGAACUGGACAAGACAGGAACACAUUUGAAGUAUUUCAGCCAGAAACAGGAUGUGGUCCUGAUCAAGAACCUGCUGCUAAGCGUGCAAGGCCGCUGGGAGAAGCUGGUGCAGAGGUCUGUUGAGCGAGGUCGCCUGCUGGACGAUGCAAGGAAGAGGGCCAAACAGUUCCAUGAAUCUUGGAAUAAACUGAUGGAGUGGUUGGAUGAAUCUGAGAAGACUCUGGACUCCGAGGUGGAAAUUGCCAAUGAUCCAGACAAAAUUAAGAUGCAGCUGGCGCAGCACAAGGAGUUCCAGAAAGCUCUGGGGAGCAAACACUCAGUAUACGACACCACUGCUCGGACAGGGCGGUCGCUGAAAGACAAGACCUCCCUUCAGGAUGAUAAUCAGAAACUGGACGACAUGCUGAGUGAACUGAGAGACAAAUGGGACACUGUCUGCGGCAAGUCGGUAGAAAGACAAAACAAGCUGGAGGAGGCCCUCUUGUUCUCCGGCCAGUUUACAGAUGCUCUCCAGGCUCUUAUUGACUGGCUGUACAGAGUGGAACCUCAGCUGGCCGAGGACCAGCCUGUACAUGGAGACAUAGACCUGGUUCUCAACCUAAUAGACAACCACAAGGUUUUCCAGAAGGAGUUGGGAAAGAGGACAGUGAGCGUUCAGGCCCUCAAACGCUCAGCCAAGGAGCUGAUCGAGAGCAGUCACGACGACUCGUCCUGGGUCAAAGUCCAGAUGCAGGAGCUGAGCACCCGCUGGGAGACAGUGUGCAACCUCUCUGUGUCCAAACAGGCCCGGCUGGAGCAGGCCCUCUGUCAGGCAGAGGAGUUUCACUCUACUGUUCAUAUCCUGCUAGAGUGGCUGGCUGAGGCAGAGCAGAGUUUGCGUUUCCAUGGCAGCCUGCCUGAUGAUGAGGAGGCUCUGCGGGCGCUUAUCGAACAACACAAGGAGUUCAUGAAGAAACUGGAGGAAAAGCGAGUGGCUCUAAAUAAAGCAACCAGUAUGGGGGAGGCCAUUCUGAGCAUCUGCCAUCCAGACUCUAUCACAACCAUCAAACACUGGAACACCAUCAUUAAAGCCAGGUUUGAAGAGGUGCAGGCUUGGGCCCGGCAGCAUCAGCAGCGACUGGCCACGGCCCUCACUGAGCUGAUAGCCACUCAGGAGUUGCUGGAGAAUCUGCUGACAUGGCUACAGUGGGCUGAGACCAACCUCAAUGAUAAGGACAAAGAGCAGCUGCCGCAGGAGAUCGAAGAGGUCAAAAGCCUCAUAGCAGAACAUCAGGCGUUCAUGGAGGAAAUGACCAGGAAGCAACCAGAUGUUGACAAAAUCACCAAGACACACAAAAGGAAGGCUGCUGUGGAACCCCAAAUCCAGUCUCAGAUCCCUGUGCUUGACAAAGGAAGAGCUGGAAGAAAACGGUCUCCCACACAAACGAUGUAUGCGUCAGCAACACAAGCUCCCAUUGAAACCAAGAACCCCCGGGUCAACCUGCUGGUCACUAAGUGGCAGCACGUUUGGCUACUGGCUCUGGACAGGAGGAGGAAACUCAAUGAUGCCUUGGACAGACUGGAAGAGCUGAAGGAAUUUGCCAACUUUGACUUUGAUGUGUGGCGGAAGCGCUACAUGCGCUGGAUGAACCAUAAAAAGUCUCGUGUCAUGGACUUCUUCCGCCGCAUCGACAAAGAUCAAGAUGGCAAGGUGACCCGGCAAGAGUUCAUAGAGGGCAUUCUCUCCUCCAAAUUCCCUACCAGUCGUCUGGAGAUGAGCGCUGUGGCAGACAUAUUUGACAGAGACGGUGACGGCUACAUUGACUACUAUGAGUUUGUGGCAGCUCUUCAUCCCAACAAAGAUGCUUACAAACCACUAACAGAUGCAGACAAAAUUGAAGAUGAGGUUACACGUCAAGUGGCAAAAUGCAAAUGUCCAAAACGAUUCCAAGUGGAGCAAAUUGGUGCCAACAAAUACCGGUUCUACCUUGGAAACCAGUUUGGAGACUCUCAGCAGCUUCGUCUGGUACGCAUUUUACGCAGCACUGUGAUGGUGCGGGUGGGAGGAGGCUGGAUGGCUCUGGAUGAGUUCCUGGUGAAGAACGACCCCUGUCGAGCUAAAGGCAGGACCAACGUAGAGCUGCGAGAGAAGUUCAUCCUCCCAGAAGGCACCACUCAGGUGAUGGCGAGCUUCCGCUACCGAGGCCGGAGAUCUCGGCCGUCGUCCAGAGGGGCUUCUCCCAACAGAUCCACCUCCAGCCAGAGCUGUCCAGUCCCAGCACACCAAGCAGCGACCAGUACACCCAAGACUCCCCAACACAUUACCCGCAAUUAUGAUAAGCCCUGGCUUACAAACAGCAAACCCUCCACUCCUCUUAAAUCAUCAGACUCCUUUGGGAGCCAAGGUUCAUCCUCAGAGAGUACACCAGUCCAGGGCAGCAAAUUACGACUUCCUGGGUACUUGUCAGGCAAAGGAUUUCAGUCUGGUGAGGAGGGAACCUUGAUCAACGCUGCUGUACUGAAAGCUCGAGCACAGACAAUAGGUGACUCUAGAAAAAAUUCCAGCCGACCUGGAAGUAAAGCUGGAAGCAGAGGGAGCAGUCGCAGAGGAAGUGACGCCUCUGACUUCGACAUCUCGGACAUCCAGUCGGUGUGCUCAGAUGUGUCUGAGACAGUUGGUGAGUCCACCAGAGCGACACCACGCUCUGCAUCCCGCCAACGUGGAGGAAAGCCCUCCAAGAUCCCCACUCCGCAAAGAAGAACCACUCCCACAAGCAAACUGGCCAAGGGAUCCAAGCGAUAGUCAGUGGCCUUGAAAACAAACAACCCAGGAGCUAGUUGCACCCUAAACACAUAACGGACACUGGAGAUAUCUAACUUAAAAGACUGCAAAUGUGUUGAGUGUUAUUUAAAUUGUUGCGAAGAUGUAAAAUAUUCUGUUGAGAGGCAAUAUGGUUUAAUUUUACGUGAGAAUGGAAUGUUAAUGGCCUUGUGUAUUUGUUUUUAUUGUAUUUUAUUUUUUGUGAAAAAAUGUCAAAUUGUUUUUAUUGUAUUUUAUUUUAUUGAUGCAAAACCUGUAGAGGUUCGAUGAACACUAGAAAACCUGGGAACGACUACAUUGUACGGUUAGCUAACAUUUCUACACACUAAUGAAGGGCAACACGCAGCAUAGCACUCUGAGAGUUACUGAAUGUACUUUAAUUUAUGUUUGCUGAUGUUUGGAGUAGAUGGUGCAUUAUGGUACCAUUUGAGGCAUUGCAAUUAUCUAUUUAAGUGCUAUGAUAUACUGCCAACAUGCAUUUAAAGGGCAAUGCAAUAUACUACAAUAAACCCCUGUACGCACUGCAGAAACCUUUGAAAACACUAUUUAAGACAAGUAGCAGAAACCUCGUAAUCAUGAAGCUUUCAAGUCCUGUUUGUUUGUCAGCAGCUGCAGCCCCUGUUUUGUUUCACCACUUCACAGCAGUGUGCGCAUUGACCUUAACGAGGUGCCACUCUAUGUAGACAUUGUCGUGUGCAUCCAUGUCAAUGUAUUGUUAAUUUCGGUAGAGCUGAAAUUGUUACUGUAACAUUACUUUGUAAUAAACCUGCUUGCAGAAAGCCACCAGAAACUGGUGUGAACCACA
Lates calcarifer (barramundi perch) is the source of this 23228-nucleotide messenger RNA. RefSeq names its product dystonin (gene dst). The record is from RefSeq and is a predicted model, not a curated record. Gene Ontology annotation, molecular function: structural molecule activity; microtubule binding; calcium ion binding. Gene Ontology annotation, biological process: intermediate filament cytoskeleton organization; hemidesmosome assembly; wound healing. Lineage: Eukaryota; Metazoa; Chordata; Actinopteri; Centropomidae. Gene Ontology annotation, cellular component: membrane; hemidesmosome; cytoskeleton.